UUUCAAUAGCCUUGACGAGGACCGAGGCGGAAUCAUGACGCCCCCACCCCCCUCACCCUGCUUGAAACCCACCGUGACGGAGGAGGAGGAAGAAGUGUGAAGCGGGUGCUGAGGGUUCGAUGCUUCGGGGAAGAGGGUGCGAGGUGCUAGCUGCAGGAGAGGCUGACAACCGAGGCAGAUCGUUCGAAGUUGCUCCAGUGUGCUACGACUGUAGGGGUGCUAGUUGUUGUUCAGGCAGAGCUUGUGAACCGCAAUUGUGUCGUAAGCUGUUGUCUCCACUGGCGGAGAGUAUAGUAGGUGCACGACGUGUAGAUUUGGCCUGAAGCGAGGGGGCGCAUCGAAGCUGAGAGAAGCAAUUUUGGGGUGGUUGGCUUGCUUGGUGCGGCUUGCGCUGGUCCGAAGACUUUGUGUGCAAGUGAUGACGGGUUAGGCUGCCGGUGGGGUUGUGUGCAGUGCGUGGGACUUGUCCUUGUGGACGAACCUCUAGCGCGGGAGUACGGCGUCCUUGCUUCGAGUAAAGAGGGUUCUUUGCGUUGGUUCAGGCUUUUCCGCUUUUAGGUGUCGAAAUUUUGUAAGGGCGGUGCCGGGCUUCACGACCCAGGGCCGAUCCGUGUUCUGCUGGAUCCGUAGCGUGGGUAGUUUGUUUUUCUGGUGGGAGGCUUUUGUGACAGUGGGCGUCUGGUAUCUGACAAAUGCCUGGUAGGUUUAUUACAACUACAUGCAGCUCGACUUCUAGCUGGUUACGAGAUCGACUGUUGGUUCGUUUUUGUAAGGUUGGCUGUAGUCCCCUGGCAGCUUGUUUCCUUGCGGAAGGUAUUGUGGACGCCAGCGCUCGCUGUUCCGCUGUCGGGGUUUCCUGAUAGAUGUGAGAUAGAAAACAAGGCCGUUGGUGCUUGGGGUUUGUAGGAGCAUCGGCUAUCAAUACACACCUGUUUACUGUUUCAUCUACUGGGAAGCUAAGGACGUCGAAAUCAUUCAGGUUUCCCUCUCGUGUCGGAAUCCAAGCGCAACAUGAGUGAGCAAUCCCUCACGUGAUAUACGCCUUCUCUUUCUCUCUCACCCUCCCCCUCCCAUUUACCUUAAAACAUUACUGCCUGAAGCUCUCAGUGAUCACACUCGGAUUCCCACUUUCCCAAAUUCCCAUAGCAGGGCACGUUGUAUCAGAGAAUUCUAGCUUACGACAAUCCUCUCGAACACUGGGGGGUGCACCAUUCAUCCUGCGUGAUGUAGAUCUCGGUGAAAUAGGAAAGGAAUCGUCUUGGUUUCUAUCUCGGAGUCACUCACCCAUCAUCGGUGGUGGGCCUGGUCAAUCUCGAAAGUGACCCGCGUGUUUGGUUGUCUUUUCAAGGAAAACCCCAGUUUGUGCAAAAGCCAAGACGCAAGAAUGACUCAGAUUGAUGCACCGUGGGGGAUCGUGAGGGGCCAUCACGAGAAGCUGUGGGAAGAUAGGUACAAGCAGGCGGCGGCGGAGAACUUCGGGCAUGUUUGCAUGGCCGGGGUGGAGGGUGGAGCAGAGAUGGGCUCCCGACCCUCUCCGCCAGGAGGGAACUCCUCAGACGAAGAGCAAAGCGGAAGCAGCGUGCCUGGCCGACCACGUAAACGCAGCAAGGGGAAGAGCAAACCACCACCUGGACCCGGUGAACCUUCUCGUAAACCCCGAGGUCGUCCUCCUGGCUCCAAAAAUAAACCUAAACCUCCAGUUAUUAUCACCAGGGAGAACGGGAAUGCCAUGAGACCCCACAUCCUGGAGGUUGCAAGUGGGCAUGAUGUUUGGGAGAGCGUUGCAGACUUCGCUCGUCGGCGACAGAGAGGAAUUUGCGUCAUGGGCGGAAGCGGGACUGUGACGAAUGUGACUCUACGGCAAUCUACAACGCCCGGGGCGACUGUUACCAUCCACGGCCGCUUUGAAAUCAUCUCGCUCUCUGGGUCGUAUUUGCCUCCACCGUCUCCAACUCCUCCAGCAGGGCUUACAACGGGGCUCACAAUUUCCUUUGCGGGGGCGUCGGGGCAAGUUUUGGGUGGGUGUGUUGUAGGAGCGUUGAUGGCGGCCAGCCCAGUUUUGGUGGUUGCGACGUCGUUCACGGGCGCAACGUAUGAUCGGCUUCCGCUAGCGGAGGACGAGCCGCCGAUGCUGCAAGUGACAGUAGCUUCAGCUGCACCGACAAUGCAAUCACCGGAUUUGUCCUCUUAUAACCCAUCGACUGCAUUACAAAACUUGUAUAACAUAGUCCCACAGAGCAAUCCGAACCUGAACAGCCAGCAGGCAGCGCAAUUGGCGACGCCGCAGGAUGUUAUCAAUCCUUGGGCAACUGGUAGUGGGCACACGCAACGGCCCCAACCUUAUUGAGUACGAGAUUGUACUAUAUCGCUAUGUCCAUGAUCUUUGUUCUACCGAGUCGGUCACGUGGUUUUGUGGAUUGAUCACAAUUGGAGCUUUUUUUGUCACUCGAGUCAGGUAUCAAAUAUGGUAUUUUUAAGGUAUGCACGCCCCUCCAAAUCUCGAAGCCCCCAGAUACCGUCUGCUUAAAAUCCAGUGCAUAGGACAUUUAUUCAUGGGACCUUUUACAUUUCCCCACACCCCCGCCUCCUCCCCCCUCCCCCCACCCCCUAAAAAAUUUAUGUACAUGAUAGUGUCGAGCAACCCGUGAGUGACUUGCCACCUAUCCUUGAAAAUGAUGUGAAGCAGCUCUUUUUAUUGCACUGAUCUUCAGUGGCGAUGCUCGCCAUCGUAUUCCUCACUACUUCCGUGUAAUAAGCGGAUUCAGUUCAUACGAUAACAAACAGACAGUAUGACAGCCGAGGUUGGCGUUGGUGGGGUCAUACUUGAUGCCUGUCGAUGAUCGAUAACACCCGUUGGGAUCAUAAUCAUAGCUUUCCCUGGAUUUUCCUUGAAAAUAUAUCCAGGUUUCAUUUAAGAAUAAGGCUUGGUAGGUAAUAGCAAAGGUCGAGAUGGACCAUUAGCAUUGUAGUACUUUUUAUGUCUUGCAAGAGAAACAAACUGAGACGACUUGAGUCCUUGUGGUUAUGUCUAAACGCCGCCCGUUCUUUAUCACCGUACUUAGGGCCCUAAACCUCUCUUGAUCAUUUUCACUUGCAGCAAUUUUGCUAGUAAGUAUAAAUUCGACCGUAGAUGAGUUGCCCGCAGCAUGUUGGGUUCCGGGAACAUGAGAACUUGGGUGGUUCAUGCAAAACAGUGUCCGGCUGCAGUCCCCUUCUGGGAUACCGAGGUCUGAUUUAUUCAACAUUUGUACUGCGAGCUCAGCUCUGCAUCAAUGCGUAGAUGAAAUGCAUGUUGUAGAGCUGGCCCAACUAUCAAUUGAAAAUCAGGCACUUGAUCUGCCAACUUCAAAAUUUUA
This is a messenger RNA of Physcomitrium patens, 3356 nucleotides long. RefSeq names its product AT-hook motif nuclear-localized protein 16. Gene Ontology annotation, cellular component: nucleus. Gene Ontology annotation, molecular function: minor groove of adenine-thymine-rich DNA binding; DNA-binding transcription factor activity. The record is from RefSeq and is a predicted model, not a curated record. Lineage: Eukaryota; Viridiplantae; Streptophyta; Bryopsida; Funariales; Funariaceae.